AUGGCGUCAAAAAAACGCGGGCCAUAUGCAGGAACAUCGAGGACAUCGAAGUGGAGAAAACAAGAGAAAGAGCAAGAACACGAGUCAAAUGUUGAGGAAAUUGCAGUUUCAGAAACAAUUGAAGAAUUAACCGAUUACAAUGAUGAAGUUCCAAAUGAAUUUGACAUAAUGGUGGAAGAAAUGCUGGAGGAAGAAAAACAGAAGUUAGACCAAAAAAGUAGUGAUAAUCAGAGAAAUAUUGACAAUGAACCUAUAUAUCAAGGAAGCAGGCUUACUGUUAGCAUGAGUAUGCUGCUGAUUGUAACAUUUGCUACAAGACACAACUUAUCAGGAGUUGCCCUUUGUGAUUUAUUAAAUCUUAUUGAAGUGCAUUGUCCUCCAGAUAAUAUAUGCAGGGCAACCCUUACAAUGUACCAAGACUUUUUUAGGCAUUUGAAAACGCCUCUAAUAUACAACUAUUUUUGUGAAAAGUGCUUCCUCAGCAUUGAAAAGGAUGCAAAAUAUGAAAAAUGUCCAAACUGUUCAUUGACUAGCAUAAAAUAUUUCAUCACCAUACCCCUAAAGGACCAAAUGGAAACAAUUUUGAAAAGACCAGGCGUUCUUGACAUUAUAAGAAAAAGCAAAAUUGAAAGGAGUGAACUUGGGAACACAUCCAUUAUUGAAGAUGUCUACAAUGGAAAUGUAUACAAAACUCAUUUUGAUAGUAGUGGUUUUUUCCAUGGAACAACCAAGGAAGAGAGGAAUCUUCAA
Molecule: messenger RNA, 750 nt
Organism: Saccostrea echinata
Lineage: Eukaryota; Metazoa; Mollusca; Bivalvia; Ostreida; Ostreidae
Exons: 3
Source: RefSeq, a predicted model, not a curated record